Molecule: messenger RNA, 1884 nt
Organism: Candidula unifasciata
Lineage: Eukaryota; Metazoa; Mollusca; Gastropoda; Stylommatophora; Geomitridae
Source: the annotation of a GenBank genome assembly
AUGGCCGAAGCCAGUCCCAAAAAGAAACACUCGCCAACAAAGGGCAAACUGACCACAAAAAGUCCAUCACUCAGCGACUCCUCCGGUCCAGCCAAUGAUGCAGGAAUGACCAUGGCCACUUCAAGGGUAGAUAACGAAGGCGAUGAGGCAGCAGACUACCAGAUUGUGGCCGCCAUUGACUUUGGGACCACGUUCAGCGGGUAUGCAUACAGCUUUGCCUCCAACAAACAGGCGAUUCAUGUCAACAAAAACUGGGGACAGACGCAAGGUUUUUUGCUGCACAAAACCCCGACUUGUCUCCUCUUGAAAUCUGAUGGUCAGUUUGAAGCGUUUGGCUUUGAGGCUGUGUCUAAAUACAACGAGUUGUCUGAGGACGAGGCGUGUUCAUAUUAUUACUUUGACCGCUUCAAGAUGAAGCUCUAUAAUAAUAACCAAUUGACAACGGACAUCACGAUAUCCGACGCUAAUGGGAAGACGCAACCUGCUGUUGACGUCUUCGCCCAUUCCCUGACUUUUAUGAAGAAGCACCUGCUGCGAGCCAUUAGCACCCACCUAGGUUAUGACCCACAUCCAGACACCGUCAGAUGGGUGCUCACUGUCCCAGCCAUUUGGGAUGAGAAUGCCAAGCAGUUCAUGCGUGAAGCGGCUCAUAAGGGUGGUCUGAUUGAGAAGACCCACAGUGAACAGCUGGUUAUAGCCUUGGAGCCAGAGGCGGCCUCCCUCCACUGUCGGAACCUGCCCGCCACUGACUUUGUGGGCUACAAGGACACCGCCUUGUCUAAACCAACCUUUGAACCUGGAACCAAAUACCUUGUGGUUGACGCUGGAGGAGGAACCAUCGACUGUGUAUCUCACAAAAUUAGAAAAGACGGCCGGAUCAGAGAAUUGUUUCGUGCCACAGGCGGAGCCUGGGGAGGCACCAUCAUUGACAGACAGUUCAAGAACUUGCUAGAGAGUAUCUUCGGUGAGGAAUACAUGGCCACCUUCCAAAAGGAAUUCCCUAAAGAUUUUGUUGAGUUGCUGCAGGACUUUGAGAUCAAGAAACGAGGAGAGUGCGAGAGCAUCCGAGUGUCCCUGCCUUACAACUUCUGUAACUACAAACACAAUGGUGUUUCUGUACAACAAGCCAUCAAGAAUUUUUCUGCUGAGAAAGGAAGCAGCGAUAUCAAAUUUUCCUCUGGAAAACUGGUGAUGUCUUCAAGCCAAGUCAAUGCUCUGUUCAAAGAUGCUUUAGAUCAGAUAAAUGACCAUGUGGAAUCUCUCCUUCACAAGCCUAAAUGUAAAGACUUGAACAAUAUAUUCCUUGUAGGAGGCUUUGCCGAAUCCACCCGCCUUCAGAGCUCCAUGAGGGAGAGAUUCGGGGAACGUGUUACUAUUUUGGUCCCAGAGGAAGCAAGUCUCGCUGUUGUCAAGGGAGCUGUGGCUUUUGGCCACGACCCAAGCGCCAUCUGCCAGAGAAUUUGCAGAUUUACAUAUGGUGUUGGAAGUUAUCUCCCCUUCGAAGAUGGCGUCCAUCGUGAAGAUCUUCGGGUUGAUUCUGAUGGAAUGGACUUAUGCAAGCACAUCUUCCAAACUUGGGCAGAGGCGGGAGAGGUCAUAGGUCAUAAUGAAAUAUGGCGGGAGACUUAUACACCGAUCAUCAAUAACCAGAGAGGGAUUAUUUUCGAAUUUUUCAGGUCAUCCAAGAAGAAAGUCCAGUACACGGAUGAACCGGGAGUGGAGAAAUGUGGAUUCUUGGUUGUGGAAAUGCCUGAUCUAACCGGCGACCGUGACCGUGCUGUUGACCUGGAAGUCAUCUUCGGGGGCACGGAGAUUAAGGUCGUAGGUUAUGACCACACUAGCACAACUCGCCAUGAGACCUAUAUAGAUUUUCUGAACGCUUGA